Messenger RNA from Anopheles merus, 1020 nucleotides. Its product is annotated as protein C1orf194. NCBI's taxonomy places the organism in Eukaryota, Metazoa, Arthropoda, Insecta, Diptera, Culicidae. Bases 390 to 920 code for a protein of 176 amino acids. The record is from RefSeq and is a predicted model, not a curated record. The transcript has 2 exons.
UAUGGAAAUGCGACCGGAAGUUGCAUGCGUCGGUAUGGUAAUGUUCCACCACACAGCCCUGUGUGUGUUGCGUCCAGGAGAAGGGUGGAGCUAAAUCGAUUAAACACAUCCUUUCCACAUGCCUAUGCAUCAUCUAACCUUACCGACCGCUAGUAUCGCCGCACUGUUGCUAUAUCGUAGAAGGCGAUAUGUUUCAAUGUUGACUGAGCCAAUCCAAACUCGUCUAGCAGGCUUUGGUGGCCAGAAAGUACUGUAUCGAGUGCGGGAAAGUGAAAUUUUAUUAGGAAACGAAUAAAUCUUGAGAACUUGUUAACCAUUUUGUUGUUUAGUUUGCAUUAAUAUCUGAAAGUUGAUUUUGAGUGAAGUGGUUUCCUGUAUUGGUAAAGGCAAUGGUGCAGAAACAACCGAAAACACCAAUAAAGCGCGAACGAAACGAAGAACACAUUCCCUGCAUCGAAGGCGAAGGAGUCUAUCGGAAGCCGCUACCAGUACCACCGGAAACACAGCCCUCAAAAAGAUGGUCCGAUUCGUUGCCACCUAAUGAACGUGUGUUCUACCACCAAACGCUGAGUUCGGCAAGGCGAGCGGCUCACUUCGCUAACCAUGGCCAAAUACCAGUAGAUUCUCUCGAUAUUACGCUAGCCGCCCAGUACAACCACUCGGACGAUCUGUUUCUCGGCAAGAAUGAUGUUGUGCUGCAGGAAGAAACGCUGGGCCGGAGCACGUUCCGUCGGCUGCGCAACACACGUGAUUUGAGUCCGGAAAAAAUCAUCCCACUCAAGCAUCCACUCCUUAUCGGUGGGCUGAAGGAGAAGGCUUCGCCGAACAGUGUCAAAUUGAUGAAUACUGGACCACACACACCGCUGACGAAUCCUGGCUACUCGCGCCAGUCCGGGGAUGGAAAUUUCUUCAAUUAUUAAAACUCGACGACGCAGCAACAGAAGUUCGAUGUACGAAAUUUGUCUAGCAAUUAUGUCAGCUUUGAUGUUGAAAAUAAAAAAUUAACACGUGUGCAAUAGA